Messenger RNA from Staurois parvus, 305 nucleotides. The record is from the annotation of a GenBank genome assembly. Lineage: Eukaryota; Metazoa; Chordata; Amphibia; Anura; Ranidae.
AUGUCUCCUGAUCUGAACCCAAUCAAACACCUAUGGGGAAUUAUGAAGAGUUAAGUUGAGCAUCACACUCCAUCCAGCAUCCAGGCUCUAAAAGAGGUCGUUCUCAAAGAAUGGAAAAAAGAUCGAUGUUGCAAUAUGUCUCUAACUUGUUCAUUCCAUGCCUAGAAGACUUGGUGCUAUCCUUACAAAUCAUGGAGGUCAUAAAAAAUACUAGAUGGAGUAGUUUUUGUUAUGGGGUGUAUGCAUUUUUGCACCAACUAAUUUGAGUAAAACUGAAGAUUUUGUAUUCUAUGUUAUAUUAUUAA